Molecule: messenger RNA, 1977 nt
Organism: Geodia barretti
Lineage: Eukaryota; Metazoa; Porifera; Demospongiae; Tetractinellida; Geodiidae
Source: the annotation of a GenBank genome assembly
AUGGUUGAACCAACAACUCGCGGCGGCGACGUCGCUCUCUUCAUCGACUGGGAAAACUUCAAGAUCAGCUUGGCCGCAGGCAACCGGACCCCAAACCUCUCGUCCCUCAAAGAGGAAGUCGCCAACCAGGGCCGCGUCGUGGUCGCCAAGGCCUACGCCGACUGGGUGACCCGGGCGCCCGAAUUGCGCGGGGCCAGCCAGUUCAUCAACGACCCUCCGUCCCUCUACGCCGCCGGCAUCGAGCCUGUUUUUGUGCCCACACGCAUCCCCUCUACCCAGGCUUCAACCGCCAACGGGAUGCGUACCUACCGGGUCAAGAACAGCGUCGACGUCAAGAUGACCGCCGACUGCAUCGAGUGCGCCCACUCCUAUCCCAACAUCGGCACGUUCGUGCUGGUUUCGGGCGACUCCGACUUCCUCCACGUGGUUAACGCCCUGCGGACCAUGGGCAAGCAGGUGGUCAUAAUCGGCGUCUCCUGGAGCACCUCCCGCCGCCUCGCCGAUCAGGUCGAUUCGCUGGUCCUCUACGACAAGGACGUGGAUCCAAUCGCCCCGCAGCCGGCCGUGCUGCCCCAGCACGCCAACCCCACCGAGGCCCAGAAUGAUGUCCCAGAGCUUGCCGCUGUCAUCCGCGCCAUAGAAGACAUCAUCCGCGAAGAGCGCGCCAUCGGCAGCAACCCGCUGCUCACUUCCAUCAAGCAGCGCCUCAUGCGCCGCUACCCCAGCUUCGACGAGAAGAAAAUCGGGUUCUCCGGUUUCAAGAAGCUCAUGGCCCGCGCCGCCGAAGACGGCAACAUCAAGCUGAUCCACGCCGGUCUGGUCGAUUGGGCCAUAAUGGGCGACGAGGAAACUCCCGAGGGCACCAUCGAGGAGAGCCCGUCGGGCGUGGCCGCCAAGCCCAGCCGACGCCGCGGUGGCCGGCGCCGCCACGGGUCCCAGCGCGACGGCGACGCCGAAGCUGACACCGACAUGGCAGACGGCGAAGACGACGCAGCCGAAGACACCGCCUCGGAUGCCCCGGCAGAGUUCGCCGGGGAGUUGGAGGAGACCGCCGCCACCGACUUCGACCUGCCUGAGCCGUUAGAGUCGGAGACCCCGGAGGAAGUGGAAGACACCUCCGAAGAAGAGGUGCAGGUUCCCUGGUUCGACCCCGACGAGGAAGUCAGCGUGGGACAGCAGCCCGCUGCCAUAUUGGCUGCCGCGCCACAGCCGGAGCCGGAGCCGGAACCCGAAGAGGCGGUGCCCGUGAACGUCUUCGGCGACGACGCCGAGUUGGCCUCCGCCGUGCAGGAAGUCCUAGCAUCCAUUUCCCUGCCCUCCGAACCGGAGGACGGCCUGAACUCGGAACGUAUCUCGGACCUCGUCGUUAUGGCCGACUAUCUGGAGCAUCGCCAGGGCGUCAGCCACGUCGCUUUCAACUACCUGGUCGCCGAGGUCUGCACCGCCCUCGAAGAGGGCCUGGCCGCAGGCAACGACCAGAUCGCCCGCCACUGGAACGACGUCGGGACCAAGGACUACGUGACUCGCGCGUACCGGGGCCUCUCCGACAGCGGUUUCUUCCGUCGCGCGGUGCACACUUGGCGCGAGGAAGGCAACAACCGCCGCCGCCAGCGCCGCACCUUUAACCUCGACCGGGAAAAUGACCUGGUAGGCCGCGUGCUAACGGCUCGUUUGGGCCCCGCCGCCAAUUCUGCCCCGCCCGUCGAGCCCGUCGUUGAAGCCGACCCAGGAUCGGUGGAACCGGCCGAGCCUCAACUGCCGGACAUUGAGCAGGAACAGCCGGUAGUCGAACAGCUCUCCCUCGUCAACGGCGACGGUGCCCUGGAACCCGAGCCGGAACCGGAGAUUGAGCCCGAGCCCGCCGUCGACGCCCCAGCUCCCGCAAUCGCCAAUGACCCUGACGAGGAAUUCGACGAACCCCAGCCCAGGAGCACUAGGCGCGCCCGGCCAUUCUCCAGCCGCCUCCUGCGUAGUUGA